Macrosiphum euphorbiae (potato aphid) is the source of this 330-nucleotide messenger RNA. Lineage: Eukaryota; Metazoa; Arthropoda; Insecta; Hemiptera; Aphididae. The record is from the annotation of a GenBank genome assembly.
AUGGAGUAUUCUCUCCUCCUCCACCACCGGUCCUCGCUAUUAUGGCCAAAAGGGGUUCAAAACCUUGUGGUGGGCGCCGGAUUGAUGUUGAGUGGACGGGUUGUGUGGGAUGGGAUGGCCGGGAUCGGUUGUUAUUCAGCGGUGGGGUUGGUGGUGGUCGAAGGAAACGGAUGGCGGGGUGGGAUUGAGAAAAAAUACUUCACCGUCCGCUGCGCAACCGUGUCUGGGUCGCACAGUGGCAAGGUGCGGGUGUCUGAAAUUCGGCCGGGUCAAACGAGGUCGUACAAAGAGCUAUUCCCAGACGGACUAGGUGGUGAAGGGAACACAUAA